Messenger RNA from Pseudophryne corroboree (corroboree frog), 1420 nucleotides. RefSeq names its product cystinosin, lysosomal cystine transporter (gene CTNS). Gene Ontology annotation, biological process: L-cystine transport. The record is from RefSeq and is a predicted model, not a curated record. Bases 237 to 1385 code for a protein of 382 amino acids. The transcript has 11 exons. Gene Ontology annotation, cellular component: lysosomal membrane. Gene Ontology annotation, molecular function: L-cystine transmembrane transporter activity. Lineage: Eukaryota; Metazoa; Chordata; Amphibia; Anura; Myobatrachidae.
GUAGGGGGGAGACAGCAGCGACAAUGCAGGGCUAUUAUCAACCAGAAAAUAAAGACAUAUGAAGAAAUGCAGCAUAUAAUUGAAGAUUGGUGGAUAAGAAAAAGGGACCAUUAUAUAAACGUUAACACAAAUACCUUUACUUUUCAUUGGAGAGUCUUCUCCCUCUCAUACGCACUCCUGUCAUUUGUAGCUUUUUAUGAUCUGGGAGGAAGCUGCAGGCCAGUGGAUGUUAAAGAAUGAUGGAAACGAUACUGAAACGGAAAUGCAGUAUAUUUACUUUCUGUCUUUUCACCUUAGUAGGGUUUGGUGGUGCUCAGACUCUGCCACCAGUUGUGUGGUAUGAUGCAGCACUCAGAGUCUCUAUCCCCGAUGUAGUCACCCUAGUAAACGGCAGCUCCAAAGACAUAAACAUUACUGUAAAUGCUCCAUUGAAUGACACUGCUGUGUUUGCUUUCAAUAUUACCUAUUCUUCAAAGAACAAAACCAUUGUCCGUCUUCCAGAAGAAGUUGUCCUAUUAGCCAAAACUGUUAGUUCUGUGUUUACUGUCACUGCGGAGGAUGUGGGGCAGCUCACUGCCUAUCUGCACAGCAAUGAUUCUCACAAGACUGGGCCAAGAAUUCGGUUCCUGGUGAUCCACAGCCGUGUUGUGGAGGUGUUAGAGCAGAUCAUUGGCUGGAUUUAUUUUUUGGCCUGGUCUGUGUCCUUCUAUCCACAAGUGUUUGAGAACUGGCGAAGGAAAAGUGUUGUCGGCCUGAGUUUUGACUUCCUGGCAUUAAAUCUUACUGGCUUCAUAGUAUACAGUGUUUUCAAUGUUGGACUUUUCUGGAUCCCCUAUAUUAGGGAACAAUUUAUUCAGGUCUACCCUAAUGGAGUGAUACCAGUGGAUGCCAAUGAUGUCUUUUUUAGCCUCCAUGCGGUGGCGCUAACACUUGUCACAAUAAUUCAGUGCUGUAUUUAUGAGCGAGGGACCCAGACGGUUUCUAAGGUGGCGGUUGGACUUCUGGUCAUUGCCUGGUUAUUUGCGUUCUCCAUGUUGUUUGUAGCAGUGGCAGGAAAAGUCACCUGGCUUCAAUUCUUAUUCUGCUUUUCCUAUAUAAAGCUGGCAAUUACCCUAAUGAAAUACUUUCCACAGGUCUACAUGAAUUUCCAUCGGAAAAGCACACAGGGAUGGAGUAUUGGAAACGUGCUGCUUGACUUCACAGGCGGCAGUUUCAGUAUUAUACAAAUGUUCUUGCAGUCUUAUAAUAAUGAUGAAUGGAAGUUAAUAUUCGGCGACCCCACAAAGUUUGGUUUGGGUUUAUUCUCGAUCAUUUUUGACAUUAUAUUUAUAACACAGCACUAUUGUUUAUACAGGAAAAGAAGGGGCUAUGAAAACGUUUACUAAAGAGGACCACACUUUUUUUUUUUUUUUUUUUUAAA